GCUUCGAUAUUAAUGGCAGACUCAGAACUGCUUACAAUGAAUAGCACCAACAAUAUACUCCACUCAACUGUAGUCUUCGAUAGGAUUGAUGAGAAUUUUGCAAACAUGACAUCAACUCUAACAGUGUCAACGUCUGGCGUGAGAAAUGGGACAAAUGUCACUUGUACCACUUUCGUUGGGAAUGAUGAGUGUAACAUGACUGCUACCAUCUACGUUACAGGUUGGUGAGCAGAACAUAACAAUAAUUAACUUAGUUUUAGUUAUAAGUAUCAUUUCAGAUGUGCCUAACUCUAAGGCACAAACUUUUGUAUACAAAGAGAAGGAGACAUAUUUCACAGCAGUACUAGAGCUGGGAGAUAUGUUUGAUGGAGGAGGAGUUCCAAUUGAUCACUACAUUAUUCAAGUGGACAGCGGCACACAGUUGGAAACUCCAGGCCCCACCUACAGUUUUGACAUCAUGUACAAUACUACACUGUCAGUGAACAUCUCAGCCCACAACUGUGCAGGAUACAGUGAUCCCUUACCACUUGAGAUACAGUAUGAUGAAGAUUCUGAGGAUAGUACACCCAGUAUGACCCUGAGGCCUGUCACUGGUGGUUCCUCAGUUGUGAUUGUGGUACCUGUAUCGGCUGCUGGGGCACUUAUUGUCAUCACAAUAUCUAUUGUACUCCUUGUUUUGCUUAAAAGGCACAGUAGUACUAAUAGAAACAGAGAGCAGGAGAAGUGUGAUGUGGUGGAGAACUCUGCUUAUGGUGUCCAUGUUCAAGGCUCAGCUGGUGAUAGACUGGAGCCAGACUACAACAUGGAGAACAACCCACUGUAUGAGAUGAGGAUACUGUCAAAUGAGGGAAACUCACACAAGACACAAACACCAGCUCCAGUCCCUGUGUAUGAGAAUGUU
Geodia barretti is the source of this 901-nucleotide messenger RNA. The record is from the annotation of a GenBank genome assembly. Lineage: Eukaryota; Metazoa; Porifera; Demospongiae; Tetractinellida; Geodiidae.